AUGAUGUCGAUUUUCAAUAUCCUGCUGUGUGUCCAUGCUGCCAUUCUCCUUGCGUCAGUAAAUGCUACCGGUACCAGUGAACCUCAAAAGUAUGCGUUGACAAUCAUAGACCUGAAUGCGGAGCAUCGUCGGUUGGUUCCCAUCAGUGGAUAUGUCAUUCUUGGAGGAAAUCUCGUGGGAGGUCUCUUUAGGGGAUUUUUUGGAGAGUCUGUGGCCAUCGACGAGACAGGAACAACAAUAAUUGUGCGCGAAUUUGGAACCGACACCAUUCGUGUCUACGAGAAUGCUGCCAAUGGAUGGACCCAGAAAGGGCAAGACUUGACAGGUUUUCCCAUCAGAUUCGUCCCUGCUGGUGGACUUACAGUUGCAAUAUCAGGUGAUGGCAGUAUUGUUGUUGUCUCCUCUUCUGUCUAUGAAAUUGUUGAGGUGUUCCAGUAUGACACAAGCACAAUGAUGUGGCUGCAAAGAGGCAGUACAAUUCAAGGUUUUGAGUUGGAUGGCUCAGCAAUUUAUUCCUUUGGUUCUGCCAUUUCUCUGUCAGCAGAUGGAAACAAGAUUCAAGUUGGGGCUCAUCUUCAUUCUAGCCCAAUGGUAGACUUGAAUGGGUUUGCAACAACCUACUUCUGGAACAGCACUGACUGGGAGCUUGAGACAUAUUUCAGUCCUGAUUUCAACACUGUUGUUUCUGGGCUGUAUGGAGAAACUGACUUCGCAGAUUUGGGGAAGUCUGUAUCAGUCUCUGGGGAUGGCAACUGGAUUGCUGUUGGAAUGCCCGGGUCUGGAAUCUCUGACAAUGACUCCACAAGGUUUGGUGAAUGCCGUGUUUACCGCAGUGAUGGCAGCAUCCAACAAGUUGUUCGUGGUGGUGGAGCGAUGUUCGGGUCAACUAUCCAGCAAAAUUUUGGUUUUUCGGUGGCUCUAAACUAUGAUGGAAGCAUCAUUGCAGUUGGUUCUCCUGGGUAUGAUGUGCUUGAUGUUGCUACACAAGUAGGCAAGGUUCAAGUCUUUCGAAGAACUGGUGCAACAUGGGGCCAAUUGGGAAGUGAUCUCAUUGGAGAUGAACAAUCAGACGAAUUUGGGUACUCCAUUGAUUUAUCCAAUGAUGGCAAAACCCUUGUGGCUGGAUCAGCAAAAUUUCGUGGUUACGCUCGUAUCUACACGUUUGAUGGCACUGACUGGGUCCUUCAAGAGAUCAGCAGGGCCCAAGGUUUCGAUAUUGAUGGAAUUGAGCUAAAUGAUAGGUUGGGAAAGAGUGUUGCUGUUUCUGGAGAUGGGACCAAAGUCCUUGUUGCAGCGCCCCAUUAUGAUGGAACUGACACAGACCAUGGACUUGUCCAAAUGUGGGGACAAACUGACUUUCCCACAUUUUCACCUAUCCUGAAUCCUUUGCCUCAAGUUGGCAACCUAGGGACUGGUGGAAGCCCCGCACAGACAAACAUUGUUAGUAGGGCACUCGAUUGGUGGCAGGGUGCAGUGGCCUCUUUGGAAGGUUUCUUUGUAUAA
Seminavis robusta is the source of this 1503-nucleotide messenger RNA. The record is from the annotation of a GenBank genome assembly. Lineage: Eukaryota; Bacillariophyta; Bacillariophyceae; Naviculales; Naviculaceae.